Messenger RNA from Lutra lutra (Eurasian river otter), 5837 nucleotides. RefSeq names its product t-complex 11 like 1 (gene TCP11L1). The transcript has 11 exons. The coding region runs from base 253 to 1782 and encodes 509 amino acids. NCBI's taxonomy places the organism in Eukaryota, Metazoa, Chordata, Mammalia, Carnivora, Mustelidae. The record is from RefSeq and is a predicted model, not a curated record. Gene Ontology annotation, biological process: signal transduction.
GGGAUGCAGCCUCGGAAGGGCAGAGGCUGAAGCGUCCCGUGCUCGCCGCGCAUCGCUCCGCGCCUCCGCCGCGGCGCCGGCGGCCGUCUCAUUCCCCGCCCGAGCGGCAGGAGGGAGAACUCCGUGGCAGAAUAUGCUGGCAAUGUUAUCUUUUGGUUUGGAGCAUAUCCAGAGCCUAAUAGGAUUUAGGACAGAGGAGAUGGGUGUCUGGAGUGGGAUGUUAGAAGGAAAGUGAAUUAAACUUAAUUGAGAAUGUCCGAAAACCCUGACAAGCCCAAUAUAAAUGAAGCAGGAAAAUCAAAAUCGAAUGAUUCUGAGCAAGACCUUGAAGAUGCUGUGAAAGGUUCUGAUGCCGCUCUACAGAAAACAGUAAAGUCGGGCUCUCCCAGCACCCAAAGAGUGCAAAGACCUCACUCUAGUCCUCCUCGAUUUGUGACAGUAGAAGAACUUCUAGAGACAGCGAAAGGAGUCACUAACAUGGCUCUAGCCCAUGAAAUUGUAGUAAAUGGAGACUUUCGGAUUAAACCAGUCGAAUUACCAGAAGACAGUUUGGAGAAGAGAGUGAAGGAGAUUGUACAUAAAGCUUUUUGGGAUUGCUUGAGUGUCCAGCUAAGUGAAGACCCCCCCACAUAUGACCAUGCCAUCAAACUUGUUGGGGAGAUCAAAGAGACUCUCUUAUCUUUCUUGCUGCCUGGUCACACUAGACUGAGAAACCAGAUAACAGAAGUCUUGGAUCUGGAUCUGAUAAAGCAAGAAGCAGAGAAUGGGGCCUUAGACAUUUCCAAGCUGGCAGAAUUCAUUAUUGGUAUGAUGGGGACCCUUUGUGCACCUGCUCGAGAUGAGGAAGUCAAGAAACUAAAGGACAUUAAGGAAAUAGUGCCCCUUUUCAGGGCAAUUUUUUCCGUGUUGGACCUUAUGAAAGUGGACAUGGCAAACUUUGCCAUCACUAGCAUUAGGCCGCAUCUCAUGCAGCAGUCCGUGGAAUACGAAAGGAAGAAGUUUCAACAGCUUUUGGAGAAGCAGCCAAAUUCCCUGGACUUUGUCACCCAGUGGCUGGAAGAAGCCGCAGAGGACCUUCUGAAUCAGAAGUAUAAAAGUGCCCUGCCAGCUGGGGGAGGGGCGGCCGGCUCUGGGGAUGGCCCCACGCCAAAUCCUGUGGCUGUCCAGAAUUAUGCAUACCUGAAGCUUCUGAGAUGGGACCAUCUGCGGAGACCUUUCCCGGAAACCGUUUUGAUGGACCAGGCUCGCUUCCAAGAGCUCCAGCUGCAGCUGGAGCACCUCACCAUCCUGGGAGCUGUGUUGCUGGUCACAUUCAGCAUGGCAGCCCCAGGAAUCUCCAGCCAGGCCGACUUUGCUGAGAAACUCAAGGUGAUCGUGAAGAUUCUGCUAACAGAUACACAUCUGCCCUCCUUUCAUCUGAAGGACGCCCUGACUACCAUUGGGGAGAAGGUCUGCCUGGAGGUGAGCAGCUGCCUGGCCCUGUGCGGGCUCACCCCCUUCACCACGGAAAAGGAGGCCGUGCUCAAGGGCCAGAUCCAGGCUGUCGCCAGUCCUGACGACCCCAUCCGCAGGAUCAUGGAUUCCCGAAUCCUGAUCUUCUUAGAAAGCUACCUUGCCUCGGGUCAUCAGAAGCCACUGCCCACGGUACCUGGGGGAUUGGGUCCAGUUCAGAAAGAGCUGGAGGAAGUUGCUAUUAAAUUUGUCCGCCUGGUCAACUAUAACAAGAUGGUCUUCAGUCCCUACUACGACGCCAUCCUCAGUAAGAUCCUUGUGCGAUCCUGACGCACCUGCGCUCUCCGGCGGCGGCGGUAUUAGCCUCUCGAUACAGAAUACCUAUUCUCGACUCUCGUGUUGCUUUGGAAAAUGGCUAUUUAGUACAUUUCUGUGUAAGAGCCCUGAUUCCAAAGGGAAGAAUACUGUGUAUCACUGUUGAAAAGGGUUGUUGAAAAAGGCCCUGAAUUCCAGUUUGAAGGUUUGUAUUUAUGAGUGCAAGUUUACAAAUCAAGAAGCUUCUUGUUCUCUUACGUUUGAGGGGGCACUCCGCUCUUAAACGGUUGACAGCUGCGUGUCUGCACCCGACUCUGUCCUGAUUACAGCUGCCUUGUCUUUCCUGGGGGGCUGGGGCCUCUCUUCCACCAUCUGGGUAGUUUUCCUUUCAGACACCCAAGAGGAUCUACCAGCCACUGAGAAUGAGAGACCAAGCCAUGACCGUGUUGAGACUUUGCCCCCUGCCUGGCACCGACCCUCACUCUUCCCCCCUUCCUGGCACUGACCCUCACUCUUUCCCCCCGCUGCCUGGCACCAACCCUCACUCUUCCCCCCUGCCUGGCACCGACCCUCACUCUUCCCCCCCAUGCCUGGCACCGACCCUCACUCUUCCCCCCUGCCUGGCACCAACCCUCGCUCUCCCCAGCACCCCCCCCCCCCCAGCUGUUUUGUCUUGGAAGGGCUAUACCAAGGCUUAUUGCCUCCCUGUACCCCUUUGAUUGCUUUCUCCCUGCCUGGCCUAGCCAGAGCUCCAGAACCCUUUUGUUCUAGAGGGGAGUUAAUUGAUUUUUAAAAACUUAUUCUUUUAUACAGAAUUAUUUCUGAGCCUGGAUGAUAGCAGUUAUGACUUCUGGGAUCUAGAGAAAGGAAAUUCUUUGACUUUUAAGCUUUGAAAGUUAAGGAGGAAAUAUUUUUUUAAACCAUAUAUAUGUUGGUGUAAUUUAAAAGACACUGGAGUUUUUACUGAAAAAUUCACUGAUACAAUACACAGAUGUAUUGAUUGGAUUUGAAUUUCAGAAAUAGAUUUAAAGUGUUUUCAGAUAAAACAGUAUAGUGUAAGCUCACUUAUUUCUGGGAUAAAGGAAGUCCUAGAAAAUCCCUGGUUUGGGAGCAGUAUUUUUUGAGGAACUUCAGUGAUUGGAAUUCCUGACAUACCUAUCUUGUGGCUGAAAGGGUGGCUGGGCUCUCACAGAUGACCCACUCUGUUAGAAUAAAAAGUAAAAGGUGUGUGUGAGUGUGUGUACGUGCGUGUUUUAGACAGGGACACUCUAUCAGAAGCAGAGCCAUGAAGUUGGGUGUGAACUCCAAGUCCAGGAACAGCACAAGGAAAAAUAAUGCAGGGAAUCCCUCAAAGUGGUGGGGGCUGCGGUGGGGCCGGAGGCAGGCGUGUUGGCCUCCCGCCAGAGGAACGUUCGCUCUGUGACUAUCGAGUGGUACCGAGCUUCAGGAGACGGUACGCUUGUGCUGGGGUGGGGGGACUGUGAUUUCUCCAAAUCUGUGCUACAGACUAUGUUCUAAUAGUGUUUUCUACUUGCAGUCAGAAAAGUAUGCUGCGUUAUGUGGUCAGAAGUCCUAUAAAGUUUAUACUCAAAGACAAAUCUUCCCUUGUUUCAUUGGAAGUGAAUAGAAGUUCAAUAAGUAGAGGUUUAAAAGGACAAAAUCACAUCUUUUAUAGUGUGUCUUCAAAUGAGGUCGCUUCUGGAAUUGUUUCUGGAGCUGAGGUUGCUCUGUGGCAGCCGUGCUUGUUGGUCAUGGGGGCCCCCCAUCUCCCAGGCUGAGAAGCCUGAGCGCGCUUUAAGUAGGCUCCAUGCCCAACACGGGGCUUGAACUCCCGACCCAGGGUUUAGGAGUCACAUGCUCUACUGACUGAGCCUCCAGCCUGUCGCUGCCCUCCCCGCCAGCCCUCUUUCACUCUCUUGCCUGCCUCAGCCUCUGAGUGUAUGGGGUCUUGUCCUGCCUCAGUCAAGGAUGAAGGGGAGGAGCUUUACCCUUCAUCCUUGAGUGAAGGGGUGGAUGACCACUUCCUGUAGUCAUUCUUCCUAAAUCUUUAAAGUUCUUUUUUUUGCUGCCUUUUCUAAGGGUUCGCUUUCUACCAGAUUUCCCGCCCCCCACCAUGGGUUCCUAAAUUCACAGAGUUAAGUUUGUACCAUUUGAAAUCUUGAUGCAUAUUUUACAGGAACCUGCACAGACUCUCCUCUCCCCGCACCCCCCACCCCUACCUCAGUGUCUACUGGCAGAGUUCUCCAGGUGGCAAAGCCAAGAAUGAGGGAGGCAAAGUUCACAAUCACAAUAUUCAUAUUGAAUUUUGUUGUUCUUUGAAGAUAAGUGAGCUACUUCCUGGAAUCUCAUAGGAUUAUCACUAAGGGCCAGGAAACUUCAUUUGGUCCCUCAGGAAAUGUUUGUUGAGCAUCUCCUUGUAAUCCAUGCCCCCCAUCCCCCCAGCUCUCCCUCCAAGAUACGUAUCCUUUGGAGCAGAAAUCAUCUUUUAGAAUUGAACUGGUUCUAUAUAAUGCACUCUGAUUGGAUUUGACGUGAUUUUCUACCUAACAGGUUUGUGGAAACAAGCGUGUUUUAGGAAAGUGCUGGGUUUAUUUGGCGGUAGUGUUUUACUGUGGAUAGAACCAAGCACCUUGAGAGUUCGGUCCAUCAUCGCAACUGUGUUCAAUUGAUCUGAUGGUCUCACGGAUGCAUGAACGUCUAGAACAGUAACUGCUACUUUGUCAGCUCUUGGUUCGGUGGAUGGAUUCUCAGCCUAGGUGUUUUUUGAAAAUCUCAUCACAUUUAUUUUAUUUAUUUUUUUAAAGAUUUAUUUAUUUAUUUUAUUUGACAGAGAUCACAAAUAGAGAGGCAGGCAGGGUGUGGGGUGGGGAAGCAGGCUCCCUGCUGAGCAGAGAGCCCGACGCAGGGCUAGAUCCCAGGACCCUGAGAUCAUGACCUGAGCUGAAGGCAGAGGCUUAACCCACUGAGCCACCCAGGCACCCCUGAAAAUCUCAUUACAUUUAAAGCAAGCUGUACAACGCGAUUGUUUAUGUAACCCUAUAUCCUGACUGAAAGUAUACUUCAGCUAAGGAUAUCUUACUGAUAGAACACAGUAAACAGGUGUGUAAGAGCUUUUUUCUCGGAAGAAAAGUUAUGAAUAAGUCUGACACAGCAGGCUUAUAACGUGCAGAUACUGGCUGACGAUUGAUGGGUUAUUUAGCAGUUCUGUUUUGGGGGAGGUGCUUAUGUUCAUUUCUCUAAAACAGCACAAUUCCCAGGAAUCAAGAGGUGUUGGUGGACCACCUUUCCUGCUGAGUUACAAAGGAAAGAGGUAUUUGCUCUUUGAUGUCCAGGGAUUUUUGGCAUGCUCUGGUUUCUGUGUAGAACGUUUGCAUUAAUUUUCAUUUUGAGGCCGGGUGGUAGAGUGCAAAGACUGGGAGCUGCCAGGAAACCAGAUUCUGACCCCAUUUCUGUUACAUACUAACUUAGAGCAAAUCAGGACCUAUUUCUAGCACAUGUAAAACGAAAGGAAUAGACUUGAUCAUUAAACGCUUUCCAGUCCUGACAUUCUGUGAUGUGUCUCAGGGGAGUGAUUAAGUACACUGCAGUAGGAUCGUGCACAAAGCUCCUGAUUGAGGGGACCGUCUGGGUUGGAGUCCCUCCUCUGUUGCCUUCUUACUAGUUGUGUGAUAUUGGGCCAGUCAUUGUCCCUCGGGCUCCUGUAUUUUCAUGUGUAAAACGGGGAAACGACUCACUCACACUUCCUGUGAGGAUUACAUUUGAGAAUGGAUAUUAGAAUGCUUUGUACAGGGAGGGGACUAUGAAUUGCCUUGUUAACAACCGAGGAGAGCAUAUAACCCUCUCCGCGUAGGUGUACCUCUGUCUGUGCCUCGCUUCCCUUCAGUGAGUGCAUUUUGCAGGCUGGACAGAAGGGUUUCCUCCUGUCCUGGGAUUUGUGCUUUUCUUCCGUCAUCUCUUCUGUACUAAAGCUGGUCUUCCCGCUGCUCCUCUCCCUACUUCCAUCGCCACCCACCGAUUCCUCCGCACUCUCACCUCUGUAUUAUUUGAACUAAACAAUUGCAUGAGUGAAC